Messenger RNA from Musca domestica (house fly), 3744 nucleotides. RefSeq lists its product as uncharacterized. NCBI's taxonomy places the organism in Eukaryota, Metazoa, Arthropoda, Insecta, Diptera, Muscidae. The transcript has 7 exons. The record is from RefSeq and is a predicted model, not a curated record. Bases 758 to 2563 code for a protein of 601 amino acids.
CACAACAUAGCGCAAAAAUAUGUCUUGUGCCAUCUUUUCAUGCCGCCUGGUUUGUUUGUCAUUCGCUCGAGUGAAUGAGGGGGAUUUUGGGUUUUCUAGCCGGUCAUAGAUUAGUUGUAAAUGUCACGGUUCCGGGACGAGAACGUGCAGCGGAAGUGUGAAUGUUCAAACAGAAAUAAAGAAAACGUUUUUCACAACAAAACGAUGUGCAAAAAGACGUAAAAAUCGUUACUAAAAAUAGAAAAUUUAAGUGCAAAGCCAAAAAUGAAAAAUACUAAAGUGAAUAAGAAAACAAAAAUGUGUUUAAAAUUCAAAGAAUUUUGAUAAAUGUUUCAAAUGUGAUGUCAUUAGUUAAAUUAACACAAAAUUUAAAAAAUCUGUUCCAGAGUUUUAAUUUGUUUUGUUACGAAUCAACAUCAACAACUGGUUAAAUAAAUAUCACUCUCAAUAUGAAGCUUAUUUAAUACUUAAAAGAUACAAAAGGUUUUUCAACCACAAAAUCGUUCAACUUUCUGCACUCAAUUAGUGUCAAGAAGUCAUUCAUCACAUCACACACAAGAGACAAUUAUUUUAUUAUGCAACUUGAAGGACAGCUUGUGAAAUUACCAGACAUUAAGUGUAUGUUUGUGCAUGUGUGUGUGUUGAGUGCUAAAAAUAACCAAAAGUUCGAAUAGAACGAAAGAAAUACAGAUAAGUGAAACGUGUGUUUUUCAUAGUAUAAACCUCCAAAGAGAAAAAUAAAGAAGCAUUAAAUAAAAUGCAAGCGAAAAUAAUAAAUAAACUUAGUCUAACAUCAAGGGAGGAGAGAACGCAAAUAGCAUCAAGUGUGGCAGAAGCCGCCAACGAAUUAUCAUUAUUGGAUUGGGACAACAACAACAAUAAUAAUAACGAACAACAAAACGAAGAACAUCAACAGAUAAAGUGCAACACGUUGUUAGAGUUUAACACUAUCAAAACGACAAGCAACAACAACAACAAUAAUAAGAAGAUCUGCAACGACCCACAGGACGACACUGAUGACAAAGACAACAUCAGCAAUUACACAGACUAUUCAUGUAACACUAGCCCCAGUGGGUGUAUGUCAGACUCCAGCUGUUUAAAAUCCGCCUGUUCCGUUUGUUCCAUUUCAACAGCAUGUUGUCAUUCAAAUCAUUGUCUAAUGUCGCCGUCAUCUAUGUCCGCAGCCUCGCCGUCAUCCGCCAUCACCUCCUCCUCCUCUUCCAUGUCACCGUCCUCUGCACUGUUAUUGUCGUCCACUAAGGACAACUCUAAUUAUAUGCACUGUGCGAAUAAUAGGAGUACUUGCAACAUGUACACCACAUCAGCGACGACUACCAUGAGGAUGAUGAAGACAACUAAAACAGCAAAAUCAUUGGCAAACAGCUGCAGUAGCAACAAUAACGAUUAUAAUGUCGCCAACAGAGACUGUAAUAGUAUCAGGCCAACGAGGCAACAAUUUAGCCAUAAUAAUAAUAACAACAAGAGCAACAACAAAAUCAAAACAUGCAACAGUUUUCCAUGGACUAUCAUCAGCAACAAGAACACCAACAACAUCACCAGUUUAAAUGGUCUCAUCAAGUUUGCCAUUAUUUUCAUAUUCUUGGCAAUAUGUGACACAACUCAGGCAGCAUUGCGUGAUGUAAAUUUAUUCAUUGAACCACCUGCCGUACGACGCAGUCAAUCGGUCACAUUACGUUGCCUCUAUUCUCUGGAGGGUGCACCGCUGUACUCUGUGAAAUUUUAUCGUGGCCAAUUGGAAUUCUUUCGUUAUACGCCCGGCGAAUAUCCCAAUACAAAGGUUUUUCAUUAUCCCGGAAUAAAAGUCGAUGAGAGUGUUUCGAAUGCCACUCAAGUUGUUAUACGCAACGUGAACUUUGGUUUAUCUGGAAAUUUUUCCUGUGAAGUUACAGCCGAUGCUCCAUUAUUUUCAACCGCCACAGCAUAUGCUCAGAUGCAAGUUGUCGAAUUUCCUGAUAAACGACCCCAGCUAUUUACGGACCAUACACGAUAUGAGCCGGGUGAUGUAUUGCGUGCUAACUGUAGUACGCCACCAUCUCGGCCAAGAGCUGAAUUAAGAUUUACGAUAAACAAUAUACCGGUAUCUUCCGAGGAAACACAAUACAUUAGAACAGUUGACAAUUUAAUUGCGUCGAGACUGAGUCUAAAAGUGCAAUUGCAGUCGGUACACUUUGCUGCUGCAUCAGCCUCUGGCUCCAAUGCUGGCAGCAGUAGUAAUUCACACAUGAUAAAUGCCUUGGGUCCUGGCAGAACAACGUAUGCCGGUGGCUCUAAUGCCGGCGCCACAGGGGGUGCUUUGCUGCUGCGUUGUACAGCACAAAUUGGUGAUUUGUAUCAGGAAUAUAAAGAAAUUGAAUUAGGAACACCACAAAAGGAUCCAAUACCAGCCAGAGUAACGUCAUCCGGUGGAGGCUUUCGUGGAUUUUUGGAAACUUAUUUUGGGCCAAACUCAGCUGCUAUGCCCAAAAUAAAUUCCCAUCACUAUAAAAUGUUACUCGCAAAUUGCAUUCUGAUAUUGUGUCUCACAGCUGGCUAUCAAAGAUAGUUUAUUAAUUGAAAAAAAAAAACAUAAACAAAUGUUUAAAAUAAAGCCAUUAAGUUUUAUUGUAAAAUAAUAUUAUUUAUGAUGUUAAGGUAAUUUUACAUAAACAAAAAACAAAUAAUAAAAUAUAAAAUCAGCCUAAUUAGAUUUAGCAUAGAUUGAAAUAUUGUAUAAGCAAAUCGAGUGCAGUGCAAAGCAGCAACAAAAAACCUUUAUAAUUUAAUUAAAAUAUAUUAAUUUAAAUUUCCUCUUCAACAAAAAUAACAGAAUCACAACCUAUCACACCCGCCAUAAUAUUUAUAUUUCACAUAAAAAAUCGUUCAUGCUAUGCUUGUUUAGAUAAUAUUGCUAUUUAAUGAAUUAAAAUAAAGAGUUAUUUACCUGGAAAAAAUAGUAGGUAAUUCGUACAAAAAAAAAACCCUUUAAAGUGCAGAUUAAAGUCAGUGAAAAUAGUCCAUUGUAUAUACGGUGAGGAGUGUGGUAUACUUUAUCAAUAUAUUAUUGUUUUGUUUUAUUUCCAAUUUUAAAUAUAUAUUUGUUAAUUUACACAUGAUUUAUAGUCAAAUAUUAUCAUUGACAUUUUGUAAAUAAUUGCCAUUUUCAAAUGAAAUGAAAAAACCGAACAUGCACUUUAACGUCUAUACUAAACACUCUAUUAUUGAUAACAUUAAUAAUGUUUAAUGCUUUAAAAAUACUUUGUAUCCCAGCAAAUAUAAUUUUUAUCAUUCCCAAGUAAUUAUGACACACGGAUGCCAGUACUCUAGGUUAAUUUCAAAUGAAUUAAAAAGAAUAGAUGAAAACGAACAAUAUCAUGAGAACCGCUUUAUAAUAAAUCAAGUCGUCAUCGGUGAUCCAAAAAAGCAAAAAUUAUUUACCAUCAUUUAGUUAUGCCCUUCUCUUGAAAGUCAGAUGUAUUCGCCGGCAUGUUGGAAAAGCCAUCAUUAGAAACGCACACAAAAUGAUUUUUUUUAAAUUUUUCCAAUUAUUAUUGAAAAAAUGUUAAUCACACUUUUUGUUCAAUUUAUCUCUUUGUCGUGAGAUCCAUUUUUCGAGAAUUCUUUAUAGUUUUAUGCAAACAGUGAUAUCCUAGAAGCCCUUUUGACUAGAAUGAACGAAUCCCAUAAAAAACAACACUCCUUGAAAAAAUAUUUCAUCAUGUACUGAUGCAAAGCAACUCUCUUUGG